ACAUGGAAAAGAAAUAGAAAAGAGAUUGGGUUGUACAUUUGGCAAAAUAUGAGAAGGAAACCUUGUUGUCAUGUCUUGUAAAAUCCCUGUAAUCCUUGGAUAUAGGGUCGUGCCAAGCUCAACUCAUCUCUAAUCUCAAUCAUCAAUGGUCAGCGUUGAUUAAGAGUCCUAGUCCCGGCAAUCCUCUCCUCUGCGGUUCCUCUACCUCCCCAAGCAAGAGCCUGGAAAAGCCUGAAUCCUGAAACCUUCAAACACUGUCUUCCCUGGAACUCAUUCCGUUUCCUGAUUUCUAACUCACUCCCUUCUUCGACUUCAUUCAUACACAAAACAUGAGCCCUAUAAAGAAAUCUGCAUCUGCGCCCCUUCUCCAUUUGCGUCCUUUAGGGAGAGGAACGCCUGCUUUCAAGCCUUCCCUUUUCGAAACGAUGCGUCGUUGGGCUUUUACCAUCCUUAUUUUUGCUUCCAUUUCCAUUUUCCUCUGUGUUUCUUUCUCUCUUUGCUCGUCUCGCAACCCCAUGUAUGCAACCCAACUCAUUUUUCCCUCUGCCAACAUCUCCAACACCGAUUCUUCUCUUCUUGCCAUCAAAGAAGACCUAAACAGCCCCACUCGUCGUGUUUCUUCCUUUCAAGAUUCUAAUUCUAUUGCUUCUGUCUCCGUUUUGUUGCCGGAAUGGCAGGUUCUCGUCAUCAUCUCGCCGGACGCGGACCCUUUGCCGCUUUCCGUCGGGAAUUUCACCUGUCUUUAUGCCAACAACGCCACUGCUCCUGCCAGAUUCUCUGGAAUCUUGUCUUCCACGAACCAAACUACUUUCAAGUGUAUUCUUCCCAGAAGCAUACGGCGUCGAUUGCCUUUCGCGGCUCCAAUGUUGAUGGAAUCAUCGGAGAAGGAAUCGCCCGUUCAUUGGCCGUAUUCUCCACCGCAAGAAUUGCUCAGGUGGACAUACCUUGUGUACGAGUCGUUCUCCACAGUGGACGACGUCGUUCUCUUCGUUAAAGGCCCGAACAACCGCCAAGGAAUCAACAGGUCUCCUAGCGAAUUCAAGUGCGUGUUCGUCGACGAGGCCAGCAGCAAAACCGUUAAAACCGCCGUUACGAGCUCAAUACAAGAGGUGUUCAGGUGUGAUCAUCCAGAUUUAACGGCGUUUGGUUCUGGCGGGGAUCAUGACGCAAUCAAAAUCAAAAUCUUUCUUGAAACCAUGGGCACAGGGCCAAAAAAGGUAGUUCCUUCCGUAGCGUACUACACCCCUCGGGACAAGAUAGCAAAAGAACAGCCAAAAUCCCAACUGUGCGCCUCCACCAUGGUUUACAACGUGGGAAAGUUCUUGAGAGAAUGGAUCAUGUACCAUUCAAAGAUUGGCGUGGAAAAGUUCAUAUUAUACGAUAAUGACAGUGAUGAUGAUUUGAUCAGCGUGGUUAAUGAUCUUAAUAAAGAGGGUUAUAACGUAGAAACGUUAUUAUGGACGUGGCCUAAGACUCAAGAAGCUGGAUUUUCCCAUGCUGCAGUAUACGCAAAAGACUCAUGCAAUUGGAUGAUGUACAUAGAUGUUGAUGAAUUUGUGUUCGCACCAUCAUGGGAUAAUUCAACUCAACCCUCUGAUCAAAUGCUAAAAUCUUUGCUGCCGUCAUCUUCCCAUGGCCACCGCCAUAUGAUUGGAGAAGUUUCGAUAAUGUGCAACGAAUUUGGUCCGUCGCAGCAAAGGUCGCACCCAGAGGAGGGGGUGACACAAGGGUACACUUGUAGAAGAAAGGUAGAGAAUCGGCACAAGUCUAUAGUCUUAUUAGAAGCAAUCGAUGAUUCUUUGCUUAACGUGAUACACCAUUUUAGUUUAAAGAAAAGUUAUAGAAUGAAGCAUUUGAGUUUGGAAGCUGCGGUGGUGAACCAUUACAAGUACCAAGCGUGGUUGGAGUUUAAAGCCAAGUUUAGGAGAAGAGUAUCGGCUUAUGUGGUGGAUUGGAUGAGUGCAUUGAACCCUUUGUCCAAGGACAGAACCCCAGGAUUAGGGUACGAAGCAGUGGAGCCACAAGGGUGGGAAAACAAGUUCUGUGAGGUGAGAGAUGAGAGAUUGAAGUUGCUGACACAGAGAUGGUUUCGUACAGAAACAGAAAGAGGAUACAAAAUGGCAUGGCAAAGUUGAUUUUCAAUUUAUACAAUUGCAGGAGUUGUAGCAUGACAUGAAGGGUUCGGUUCAAGAGAAACCCUAUUGACCUUUUCUUUUUUCUGUAUCUUUUCUGGUAAUGUAUUAUAUUAGGAGUUGACGACAUGUACCCAAGAAUGACUUAAAAAUUGAAUGACUGAUUCUCUAA
Hevea brasiliensis (rubber tree) is the source of this 2304-nucleotide messenger RNA. RefSeq names its product glycosyltransferase family 92 protein At1g27200. Lineage: Eukaryota; Viridiplantae; Streptophyta; Magnoliopsida; Malpighiales; Euphorbiaceae. The transcript has a single exon. The record is from RefSeq and is a predicted model, not a curated record. Bases 330 to 2135 code for a protein of 601 amino acids.